This is a messenger RNA of Petromyzon marinus (sea lamprey), 782 nucleotides long. Lineage: Eukaryota; Metazoa; Chordata; Hyperoartia; Petromyzontiformes; Petromyzontidae. The record is from RefSeq and is a predicted model, not a curated record.
AUGCCGACGGUGAUGCUGAUGGUGAAGAUCGUGUUGACGACGGUGGCCAUGGUGAUGCUGCUGAUGAUGUCGAUGAUGAUGUUGGUGUCGAUGGCGAUGAUGUGCACAGCCGUGUGCCCCGAGGGCUGGGUCCCGUUUGCGGGCCGCUGCUACUGGGUGGUGACAAGCCUCGUCCGGAGAACAACGUGGAACGAGGCCCUGUUCACCUGCCAGAGGGUCGGCGCCCAGCUGCUGUCCAUCAACAGUGUUGAUGAACAGGACUUCAUCAACUCUCUGAUUCCUGACCUCCAGAACAACCGAGUCGUGGACUUCUGGAUCGGAGCGUCCGACAAGGAGCGCGAUGGCGAGAUGAAGUGGUCCGACGGGACGGCCGUGUCUGGGUUCACAAAUUGGGCUGCCAAUCACCCCCGCAACACGCCCGGCCGAUGGGACUGUGGGCAGAUUUACACUGGCUCAGAAUCGGGCAAGUGGGAGACGACCGACUGCAUCAAGGUGCAGAGCUUCGUGUGCGAGGUGCACGGGGGACAAGUGGUGCUGCCCACGGCCUCGCCAGGUGAGCACGCGCGUGCGCGCGUGCGUGCGGACAAUCCUGAAUUACCGCUCCGUGAUAUCGCUUCCCCCUGUAGGGCUGAACUUCGGCCGGAUCUGUGCGGUCUGACGACACGGCACACCACAUCUCAUCACACCUCUCGCUAUGCCUGCGGCUACCAGUCACACUGCACACUCCGGUCUACGAGUGACCCGGGAAAUAUUUGUUGAGCGAUUGAGCCACGCGCCCCCAC